This is a messenger RNA of Zootermopsis nevadensis, 1098 nucleotides long. The record is from RefSeq and is a predicted model, not a curated record. Lineage: Eukaryota; Metazoa; Arthropoda; Insecta; Blattodea; Termopsidae.
AUUAUUGAACAGCUUAAUUCUAGUCAUAUCAUUUCAAUCUUCAGUUCACAGGUUGUUUUGAAAACUCUAACACAAUCGAUCUCUGUUUCAUAACAAAUAAAUUACCAUGUUUGUUGUCAUAUUAACCGAGUGAAAUAAAAAUGGUGGAAGUUUUUUGUAAGGUUGACUCCACGCUUUUACAAAACAACUACGGCAAUAAGAACUUGUAAAUUUUGCUCAUAAAAUAAUGGCGUUCUGCAACAAAUUUUUAUUUCGCACACUGAACAGUAUCCAAAACAUGUCGUUUUCAGUUGAGCCCAAAAUACUCUUAAACGUAUUAAAGUCAAUAUUUGUACAGCAUUCAACUCAUCUUAAAAGAAGCCUACCACACUAUGUGAAGACAUCUCUCUUUUUUAUGUUUGUACAAUGCGAUUUUCCCUUGGAAAAAGACAACAAACUGAAACAGGCCCCUUCAUCUCAUGAAAUGACGCAUGAAUAUUUGAUUCGCCAGGCAUCAACUUCUACAAUAUCAGCCACCCAGCAACUCCUUACAUUGACUUUUGCAGCUAUUUCUGACACUUCCAAAAUGUAUAGGGAGUGUAUGGAACAACUGAUGUCCCUCAUGGACCAGAGUCUGCAAGUACAGAGUGCAGGCAGUGCUCACUCAGAAUUAUGGGAUCAGGUUAUUGAAAUGAGAAUGAAAGUAAGGGACUGUAAGCAGCGAUUAGAGGAGUUAACCAGCUUCAUGGAGUAUGUUGAUAAACUGGCAACUUCUGCUGCUGAAACAGCUUAUUUGGGUGGAGCAGAACACAUGAGCACUGUCAUGUGUGAAACUAUGAAUUCUGCACAUGCAAAGUUGGCACUUGAAUGUGAUAAAACUAGAGACACAGAAAAUGAAUUUCUGAAGCAACAAGAAAAUUUUAUACGUAGAACAUGUGAACUUGAGGAAGGACUAAAAGGAAGAGAGAAAGCAACAGAGAAGAGUAAGUAAUGAUUUCUGAGACAAAAUAUGGAUUGUAAGGGUAUAUUUUCAAGAUUUAUUCAGUUCAUACACAAAUUAUUGCAUAAGUAAUGAUUUCUUUAUCAUACAAUUAAAUAGAGGUUAUGCUACACUGAUAA